AUGGCUGCAGCUCCCCCCGUCGACGAGCCUCAAUGGCCUCCGCGAUCCCCGCACGAAGCCCUCCUCAGCACUCCCGGCGGCCGCGAACGAUACAGGCGCAUGAACAACCGUACAUCACCUUCCCCGUCUCCCUUGAAGAAGUCAAGGGCUGUCGGCUUGGGUGCGUCAAGAUCUGACGGCGCGCCAGCUGGCGGUGACGACGCCACGGGUGACGAGGAAGACGAUGAGGAAACAUUGGAACUCAAACUCCAGGAAAUCCAAGCGAGGUUGAGGUUGAAGAAGCUCCAGAGCGCAAAGGCCAAGAAGACAGAGGCGGGACCAGCAUCACGGCUCGAGGACUCGCCCUCAAUACCUAAAAGAACCGACGCGGAACACCGAUCCGCAUCCCAACGCCCCAUCGAAGUCCCCGCAUCACCUGUGCGCAAGGCACGGCCAGACCCGCCGCAGACGUCACCCCGUGUGUUGCUGGGAAUCGAGGGCACGACGAGAGCAAUAUCUCUGAAGAGAGCGCCGAGCGUCCGGAGGAAUCCAGACUACGGAAACAACCAGCCGCCCCAUCAGCCCCAGCAACAGUCUUUCGGGGGGUAUCUCAAGAGGUCGCAAACACCAAGCUCCAACGGCGCCUCGGCGCAGCGUGCCCCUGAGGCCAUUCGACCCAUGAGCUUCAAUGAGCGUCUGUCAGCCGCGCGAACGGAGGAAUCUGGCCGAAACGACAAGCUGGCGCGGAUCCGGCAGGUACGGACCACAGCGUUCGGGAUCGGCCAGAAGGAGAUUGAGGACCUGAAGAGCAAGGCCGUGGAUCUGCCACCUCCACCACCAGAGGAGGCGCCCCAGUUCAGCCGCGAAGAGAUCAUGGGCGAUGCAGCCCCGGGUGCAUCUAAGCGCAAGGAGGAAAGGAAAGCUCCCGAAGACGUGCCUGAGACCGAAGCCACCUCCUUCGAGCCCUACUCCAGCUAUCACCUCAAGAGACGCAUCGUCCCGCAUAGCAUGCUGACGCGUCACCUCUCGGGCAAGAAGAUCAUGACGAUCAAGGAGCUCUGUCAGCAGGUCAAGGCGCCGGACUAUGAGCUCCCCGACAUCGAGCAGGACAUUGUCCUCUUCGCCAUAGUCGCCAAACGUUCCGAACCCCGCGCGCACCAGCCCCGCCCCGACAGAAACGGCGUGCAGCAAGCCGACCGCGGCAAGUACAUGGUUAUCACCGUCGUGGACCUGGAGCUCGAGCUCGAGCUGUUCCUCUUCAACUCGGGCUUCACCCGCUUCUGGAAGAUCGGCGAGGGCACCGUCAUGGCCAUCCUCAACCCAACCAUCAUGCCGCCGCCGCAGGGCCGCGCCGGCGCCGGUCGCUUCAGCGUAGUCAUCAACUCGGACGAAGACACCAUCAUCGAGGUCGGCAUCGCGCGCGAUCUGGGCUCGUGCAAGUCGAUCAAGAAGGACGGCAAUCCCUGCGGCAGCUGGGUCAACAUCAAGCGCACGCAGUUCUGCGAGUUUCACACCAACGAGGCCAUCAGCCGGGCGCGCCACAACCGCAUGGAGGUCAACAAGGCCGAGUUUGGCGCCAACGACCGCAGCGGCUCCCGCCUGCGCUCGCACGAUGUGGGAUGGAAAGACGGGCGCGACAAGUCGGACAAGGGCACCAAGGCGGGCUCGUAUGACCGGUCGACGCACAGCCACUGGUUCGCCAGCAAGAGCAUGACGCCCGCGGAGCUCAUUGAUGGCGCCAAUCGGUUCGCCGACAAGCAGGAGCGCAAGGAGGGGCUGAAGCGGCGGCUCGUCGCACAGGAGAAGGAGAGGGACAUUGUCGACCGGCUGACCAAGAUCGGCAGCGGCGCGGGGAGAGACUACAUGGUGCAGACAGGCCGGCAGCGUGACGAGGCAAGGGCCAGGGCUAUCCCGGCGUCCGGGUCGUCGGCGUCGCUCACGUCCACGGCCAGCGACGCACCCGUCAAGCUAGAUGUCAAGUCGCUGGGUCUACUAGCGCUCAAGGGUCGCGAUGCGGUCCACCUCGGGCCCGUGAAGCGGAAGCGGCCGGACAGCUCGCAAUCUAUAUCUACAGCAGGAGUUUCCACGGCGACAGUCAGCUCCGCGCGAGGAGCGGCGUUCGGCUGGGGCGGGAACCUCAAGGAUAAGCUGGGCCGUAUGAAGGAGGGGGAGAAAUUCCAGCCUGAGAGUGACCGGCAACCGGUGCGGAAGAAGACGCGGUUUGUGACAGAAAAGGGCAUUCGCGAGGCGGGACGUGAGAGUCUCGGAGAUGCGCUGCCGGUGGAUGCCGGGAGGAGAAUGGUCACGCUCGACGAUGAUGACGAUGACGAGUUGGUCAUACUCCAGUAG
Verticillium alfalfae VaMs.102 is the source of this 2328-nucleotide messenger RNA. Its product is annotated as DNA replication licensing factor mcm10. Gene Ontology annotation, biological process: DNA replication; DNA replication initiation. The transcript has a single exon. Gene Ontology annotation, cellular component: replication fork protection complex; nucleus. Bases 1 to 2328 code for a protein of 775 amino acids. The record is from RefSeq and is a predicted model, not a curated record. Gene Ontology annotation, molecular function: DNA replication origin binding; single-stranded DNA binding. NCBI's taxonomy places the organism in Eukaryota, Fungi, Ascomycota, Sordariomycetes, Glomerellales, Plectosphaerellaceae.